AUGCGUAUUUUCCCUCUUAUUUUCUUCAGUGGGCUAGCCUUGGCUGCCGCAAAGAUCAAAAGAUCCACGCCCGCGGAUCUUGUGCUUCAUCGAGAUGUUACCAGUGCCCAGCUCGUUGAGCAUAAGUACAUUGUCAUACUCAAGUCAACGGCCGAUUCAUUGGAGAUAUCUACCAAAUAUGACGCCACCAGUUUGUACAAUGCUACUCUCAAUGGAUUCGCUGCGUUCCUCAACGAUGACGAAUUAGAGGCUCAGCGAUGGGAAUCAGACGUCGAAUAUGUGCAACAAGUCCAAACCGCCAACAUCAGCUCUGUGUCGACACAGGAAAAUGCUGGCUGGGGUCUAUCGAGAAUUUCAAACAGUACAGUAGGAAGUACUUCGUACAGCUACGACGAAUCAGCCGGCGAAGGAACAUGCAUCUACAUUCUUGACACGGGAAUAUCUGUGAACGAUCCAGAAUUCGAAGGCCGAGCCACCUUUGUCAAAGAACUAUCAGGAGAUGGCGUUUCCGAUGACACUGUUGGCCAUGGCACCAGUGUUGCAGCCUGUGCUGCGUCUAAGACGUACGGGACAUCCAAGAAGGCCAAACUAUUUGCUGUCAAGGUCGUUGGCGGUAACGGCGAGAUUGGGGACAGUUCAACCGUUAUUGCAGGGAUGGAUUUUAUUGGCCAAGAUUUCAUUUCAAGACAAGAAGAGUGCCCUGCUGGCAUCUUGGUCAACAUGUCUGUCGGUACUCAACCUCCAAUGCAGUCUAUGAACGAUGCAGCACGUGCACUAGUCGAAGCGGGAUUGUUUGUCGGUGUAGCCGCGGGAAACUUCAACGAAGAUGCUUCCAACCGAUCUCCAGGAGCUGAACCUCUCGUUUGCACCGUUGGGGCCUCUGAUAGUUCCAACAACCGCGCCGACUUUUCCAAUUUUGGCGAGUUGAUGGAUAUCUACGCGCCAGGGAAAUCUGUCGACACUAUCGACAGAUUUGGUGCUCCUAUAUCAUCCAGCGGGACCUCACUCGCAUCGCCGUAUGUUGUCGGGCUGGCCGCCAACCUCAUGGUACUAGAAGGUAACCCGGGGCCUAUCGCUAUGUGUCAGCGCUUGCAGGAACUUGGUGUUACAGACAUUCUUGGAAAUAUACCAACUGGUACCAUCAACAUCCUAGCCAACAAUAUCGCUGCGACGAGCUAA
Clonostachys solani is the source of this 1179-nucleotide messenger RNA. The record is from the annotation of a GenBank genome assembly. Lineage: Eukaryota; Fungi; Ascomycota; Sordariomycetes; Hypocreales; Bionectriaceae.